AUGGGGACUUCCUUCUCGACGGCCAACCGCUUCCCUCGACAAGGCUCAUCCUGUCCCGUUUCCAUCAUGUACACAACAACUACAGACGAAGCCGCCGUCUUCAACUUCGUGGACUCCGUCGCCACCGACGCCGACGUUCGAGCGUUCAUAGCAGCGGGCGGUGCUGACAGUGCUACAAUCGUGGAGAUCGAGAAGCUCUACCCUAAAGAUCUAGGCCUACCAACAGCUUGGGCACCAACAGAAAAAGAAACCGCAGCUCGCGGUACGCAAUGGAAACAGUCUAUUGCUUUCCACACUAAUGUCGUGGAAACUUGCUCCCACCGCCGAACAGUCGACGCCUGGAAAGCAGCCGGAGGGACGGCACACGCGGCAAGAAACAGUAUCCUUGCUCCUGAUUCGGCGCCGAGAUUAGGGUCCCAUCACUCCGUCGAGCUGGAUUAUGUGUUUAGUAAUGUGGAUGCUGGCGGGAACAGAGCUCUCCAGAACUUGGCGAAGCUGAUGAGUCUGGUUUGGGCUUCGUUUGUGGUACAUUUGGAUCCUAAUAUGCAUCGAGUACCCGGUGUACCCCUUUUGGCCAGUCUGGAACGGUUCCGAAGCGGGUGGCAUCUUGGGACAAAACUUUGUCUUCAACACGAAUGGUCUUAUGUCGAGGCGGGCGAUUAUCGUCUUGAGCAGACGAGGUAUCUCAAUAGUAUUGUGCAGAGCCAGAUGUACAAUUGA
Aspergillus calidoustus is the source of this 720-nucleotide messenger RNA. Lineage: Eukaryota; Fungi; Ascomycota; Eurotiomycetes; Eurotiales; Aspergillaceae. The record is from the annotation of a GenBank genome assembly.